UUGAUGACGCAGUUAUGUAACACACAUAAUCGCGGGAAACCAAAAAGUACCGACCGUGUUGUUCACGGACAGACAUACUGUUCGUUGUUUGUAUAGCUGAUAGAAACAGUCAUGGAGUACGGAAAGGAAAGAGUGGUGGCAUUAGUGGACAUGGACUGUUUCUACGUGCAAGUGGAGCAGAGGCUGAAUCCUGCCCUGAAGAAAACGCCCUGUGUGGUAGCCCAGUACAAGACCUGGAAAGGAGGCGGGAUCAUUGCAGUGAGCUACGAGGCCAGGCACCACGGCGUGACCAAGAACAUGUGGGUGGACGAUGCCAAGAAGCUGUGCCCGGAUCUCCAGGUGGCACGCGUGCGGGAGUCUCACGGCAAGGCGGACCUGAGUCCUUACAGGGAGGCCAGCGUGGAAGUGAUCCAAGUCAUGUCUCGCUUUGCGGUGGUCGAGCGGGCCAGCAUCGACGAGGCGUACAUGGACUUGACUGCGGCCGUCCAGCAGCGGAUGAAGGACAUGGCGGACAAACAAAUACAGCCUCACCUGCUCCGGAGCACCUGCAUCCAAGGUUACCCUCACAGUUCAUCUGACGGAGAGGAAGAAGCUGCCGAGGAUGCCAUUUUGGAGAAAGAGAAGCAGAGGUCGGCGGGUGUCCAGCAAUGGCUGGCGUCCAUGCCGACGCACAACUCCGCCGAACUUCAGCUCACGGUGGGCGCCCUCAUUGUAGAGGAAAUGAGGGCAGCCGUCGAGCAGCACACGAGCUUCCAAUGCUCAGCCGGUAUCUCGCACAACAAAGUGCUGGCAAAACUGGCAUGCGGUCUGAACAAACCAAACCGGCAAACUGUUCUGCCGCUGGACUCGGUGACGGAACUUUUCAGCACGCUGCCCAUUAGCAAGAUACGCAACCUGGGAGGUAAACUGGGGGUCUCCAUCACAGAGAUUCUGCAAGUGGAGCACAUGGGGGACCUGACUCGCUUCUCUCAGGCCCAACUGGGGAAGCACUUUGGAGAGAAGACUGGCCAGUGGCUCCACGAUUUGUGUCGGGGCAUCGAUUUUGAAGCGGUGAAACCCAGACAGCUGCCAAAAUCUAUUGGCUGCAGUAAGAACUUCCCUGGGAAAACAUCUCUAGCUACAAAAGAGCAGGUACAGCACUGGCUUCAUCAGCUGGCUUUGGAGCUGGAGGAGAGGCUGACCAAAGACAGAGAAGUGAACGGCCGCGUGGCAAAACAGUUAACGGUCGGCGUCCGUCAGCUGGGCGACAAGCGUCCGAGCGGUUUCUCCCGCUGUUGCGCCUUAGUGCGCUACGACGCCACCAAAUUGUCCAGCGACAGCUUUGCCAUCCUCAAAAGCCUCAACACGGCAGGAAACCAGCAGGCGGCGUGGUCUCCGCCUCUCACGCUACUGCACCUCUCCGCCAGCAAAUUCUCAGAUGCCCCGUCAGCAUCGGCGGGGGGCAUCGCAGGCUUCCUGAGUGCGGACGUGCCUUCCGCUCAACUCUUUGUCUCCUCCAGCCCUGCCCCGCGCAAAACGCCCACCACCAUUCGGUCUUUCUUUGACAAGCAGCAAACCAAGGCCCCCCCGUCUUGUUCCGCUUUUUCUCGGACUCCUUGUAAAGAUGCUCCAGUAGACCCUCGCGCCGGCAUUUUCUCCUUCCUCCAUAAGAGAAACACAGAAACCGUUUUAAAGCCAACACAUGAAGAUGAAAAACAAGAGAAUGGGGUGGACAACGCGGAAGACGUGCUCAAGUGUCAACGCUGCGGCCAGAACGUGGCGGCCUGGGAGAUGCCCGAACAUAAUGACUAUCACUUUGCCUUGGAACUGCAGAAAUCGUUCUCCUCCUCUGCUUCUUCCUCCUUCGUCAGGAGAGGGCCUCCUGUAGGGCCAGCGCUGUCCUCCUCUCUAGGCAAAACCAAAAGUAGAGCGUCAGGAGGCCCUCACCCCAAAAGACCUCGCUCACAAGAUGGAGGAGGGGCGGGCACUUUGGAUUCUUUUUUCCAAAGAUACUGAUGGGGAAUAAGUCACAAUCAAAAAUACUGUGGUAUCCUCAUAGGUGCACAAAAUUUCAAGCUGCCUGUUGGUUUAUUUCUGUACUUUUGCUUGUGUCAAGAAACAAUUACUAAAAAAACUCCAUGAGUGUUUUUUCUUUCUGAGUGUUGGAGCCGAUUAAUGCAAUUUGAACUCAUUUCAAUGGGGUAGUGAUACAAGUCAUGUUAGUCACAAGUAUGGUAACAAAAUUAAAUGAACUCUUAUUAAAGUUAAGAAGUUUCGAUUGAGCUCUGAAAGUGUUAAUGAGUCUAAGUGGUGGUUUGUCUUGGUGGCCUCUGAUUAGCUGGGGAAUGUCCAGAAACUGGGCUGUUUACAAAAAUAAAAUCAGCAAUAUGGCACCCAAAAUGA
Molecule: messenger RNA, 2382 nt
Organism: Syngnathus typhle (broad-nosed pipefish)
Lineage: Eukaryota; Metazoa; Chordata; Actinopteri; Syngnathiformes; Syngnathidae
Gene: polh
Product: polymerase (DNA directed), eta
Exons: 10
Coding region: 112-1995 (627 amino acids)
Biological process (GO): response to radiation; error-prone translesion synthesis
Cellular component (GO): nucleus; site of double-strand break; replication fork
Molecular function (GO): DNA-directed DNA polymerase activity; damaged DNA binding
Source: RefSeq, a predicted model, not a curated record